UCCCGACAUUUUUUUAUUCACUUACACUACCAAUUUCUUUUUUCAGCGUAUUCUUCUCCUCUAUCUUUCUCCAUGAUAAAGUUGAGCUAAACCCAAGAAAAAAAAAAAAAAAAAAACUUUGGCUUCCUCUUUCUGAAGAUCCUGUUUUUCUUCAGUCUACAUGGAAAGUAUACGGAGGCAAGCGAGCAAGCUCAGAGAGCAAGUUGCCAAGCAACAGCAGGCUAGGGGUGAUUUUGUUAAAAUGACAUAAAAGUAUAGAUGUGACCGACUUGACUAGUCUGUUGAGAAUCUAUUACCAGCCCCAAAAUUUUGGCGAUGAGGAUGUUAUUAUAGGAAUGAUUCUCUAAUCUCACAAAUGCAGUGUUGAGACACUUGGGACAUUUUGGUCAUGAAGUACUCAUGGUUGAUGACGCUGAACUUCAAUGUCAGCAACAACUUCAAAAUCUAUACAAUUCUACAAGAGUAGCUAAGCAUUUUCAGCGGCAUAUUGUUCAUGGAAUUGAAGCCUUUGUUUCUAUAAGUUCAAAGCAAAUGGAGAUAGUAAGGAAGUUGGCUCAAGAUUGUUGUAAAUAUGGAGGUGAUAAUCAAAGCACCAAUUCUCCUCUUGCAAGAGCUGCUCUUCACUUUGGUACCUCACAUUCUUCAAUGGAGGAGGAGAGGGAGACUUUGCUUGGGGUCCUUCUUGAUCAGGUUUCUGAGCCAUUGCGGGCACAAAUAACUGGAGCUCCUUUGGAAGAUGCUCGCCACUUGACACAUCGUUAUGACAAAUUGCGCCAGGAGGUUGAAGCCCAGGCAGGUGAAGUAUUGAGGCGCCAAUUGAAGUCCAAGGAAUCCUCUAUUUCUGCUGAGAGUUCAAUGAGGCUUCAAACGGCGGAUGCAAGACUAAGUGAGCUAAAAUCUACAAUGAUGGCACUUGGGAAAGAAGCAACUUCUGCCAUGUUAUCAGUUGAGAGUGAGCAGCAACAAAAAACUUUCCAGAAGCUUCUUACUAUGGUAGAUGCUGAGAAAACCUAUCAUCAAAAGGUUCUUGAUAUUUUAGACAAGCUACAUGCUGAGAUGAUACUGGAGAAGCAACCGAAACAGUCUUCCUUGCAUUCAGGGAGAAUGAAGGGAGAUGUGUAUAAUCAGCAGGUGCAUGAAAAUAUUAAUUCAAAUGUAUCUGAUGAUCACGGACAUAUUAAUCAAAAUGAAGAGUACUUCAUUGCAAAGGCAGUACAUUCAUUUGAUGCUCAAUCAGAAGGGGAGUUAAGCCUAUCAGUUGAUGAUUAUGUUGUGGUUCGUCAGGUGGCUGCUAAUGGAUGGUCUGAAGGAGAAUACAAUGGGAAGGCUGGAUGGUUUCCCUCGGCUUAUGUAGAAAGGCAAGAGAAAGCACCAGCAAGCAAGUUAUUAGAAGAAAGCUCGAAAACCUGAUCACAAGGUUGUCCUUGUCCUUGAUUAAAAGCUGUACAUUCCUUUCUUCUGUAUUAGAGUUAGUUCCUCUUGGAUGCAAAACUUAUACACAACUUUUGCAAGCUUCAAGCAUUGUGCUGCUUGCACGUGCUGAUAGGGGUCUAAAUUUGUAAAU
Messenger RNA from Quercus lobata, 1564 nucleotides. Its product is annotated as SH3 domain-containing protein. The record is from RefSeq and is a predicted model, not a curated record. Gene Ontology annotation, molecular function: protein binding. NCBI's taxonomy places the organism in Eukaryota, Viridiplantae, Streptophyta, Magnoliopsida, Fagales, Fagaceae. The transcript has 11 exons. Bases 400 to 1410 code for a protein of 336 amino acids.